Messenger RNA from Neodiprion virginianus, 1136 nucleotides. RefSeq names its product sin3 histone deacetylase corepressor complex component SDS3. The transcript has 8 exons. The coding region runs from base 139 to 1122 and encodes 327 amino acids. Lineage: Eukaryota; Metazoa; Arthropoda; Insecta; Hymenoptera; Diprionidae. Gene Ontology annotation, biological process: negative regulation of transcription by RNA polymerase II. The record is from RefSeq and is a predicted model, not a curated record. Gene Ontology annotation, molecular function: histone deacetylase binding. Gene Ontology annotation, cellular component: Sin3-type complex.
UCGUGUGCAUGUGUGCAUACAUAACAUAACCUCUUACUUGACAAGCUUAACCAGAGAGAGGAUUUGUGUCGAUAACUAGCUCGUAAAUUAAGACAUCAUCGUGAUUUAUUCGGCGCGGAGUCUUACAGUAUUGUUUACAUGUCGUUUCAAGGUUCUCCAUUUUCAACACCUUAUGGUCAGGACGAUUAUGAUGUCGAGGACGACAACGAUGAGUACAUGGAAGAAGAUCGUGAUUUGGAGGACCAGGAUGAGAGUGACGAAGAUACGGAAGAGGCUAGUGAGCCCGAUAUGGGAAAGUCAGAAAAGUACACCGAAAUAAAAGAACAAAUGUAUCAAGAUAAAUUAGCUAGUCUAAAAAAACAGCUUCAACAAUUGAAGGAUGGAACACAUCCGGAAUACAAUCGUAAGCUCAAACGCCUGGAGGUGCAGUACAAGGAAAGGUUACGGUUGAAUGGAAUUUACCGGGAUUACCUCACUGAGUGGGUAGAAAGAGAUUACAUACUUGAGAAAAAAGCAGCAGCCAAAGAGUUUGAAGAGAAAAAAAUCGACCUCAAGGAAAAUUUAUUAACCGAUAUGGAAGAGAAGCGUAAAAUGAUUGAAUCUGAUCGGCACACAAUGGAACUCACUGGUGAUUCUAUGGAGGUGAAACCCCCUAUGACCAGAAAACUGCGCCGUCGACCCAAUGACCCAGUACCUGAGAAAGUAGAGAAACGUAGAAAGCCACCUCCGGCGCAGUUGAAUUACUUACUUGAUGAAAAGGAGAUUGAGAAUGACUUAAAAGCGAUCAGCCGUUGUAAAAUACUAUCUACUGUACGAAAACCAGCAGUCCUGACUGCCUGCAAUGUAGUCAAUCUUCCAGCUCAGCAUGCCAAUCCAUCUCCUGAUACUCCUCUAGUAGAGACAAGGAUUGAAGAUGGAAAAUUACUCUAUGAAAGAAGAUGGUUUCACCGCGGUCAACCUGUUUAUGUUGAAGGCAAGGACUUACCCCGAUUCGCUGGUAAUAUAUCAGCGAUUGGAACCGAAGCUAUCUGGGUAAAGAAGGUAUCUGACAAUGCCAAAGUCAGAAUAUACAUAUACCAACUCAGCCGUGGAAAGAUUUCCAUUAAACGACGUGCAUCAUAAUGAACCUGACUGAU